AUGUUAAGAGUUAUGGUAAAUUAUGCACCAUUAGUAAUCGUUGAUGCCUUACAGAUGACGUUUUACGCUGGUCUGAUGUCUAUCGUCGGCCGCUAUGAGAUUGGGGAAGACCAAGAGGAGAAGAAUAGAAUGGAGAUCUGCAUUGCCGAAAACAGAGUAAAUAUUGCGCGACACCAUCGCCCUCUCACUGUGAGUCGCUUCUGGUAG
Molecule: messenger RNA, 207 nt
Organism: Strongylus vulgaris
Lineage: Eukaryota; Metazoa; Nematoda; Chromadorea; Rhabditida; Strongylidae
Source: the annotation of a GenBank genome assembly